CCGCACCCCUACCGGCCUCUUUGUCCAACGCUGCGCCCUCUCAAUCGCUUUCCACAGCUUUCUCCAGUAUCAUCACGGUAUCAGUCUAUAUGUCAGCCCGCAGCAUUGUACAGUACAGUACCACGGACAUCGACUAGUCAUACCCCAGUACUUGUGCCACUGUGCUCCUCUGCACGCUCCACUCCUCUCUUUAGUCAGUUCUUCAAGCUCGUGUUAUAUAUAUAAAGGAGCAAAGUGGGUGUUCUAAAACGAAGCAAAUAACUAGCAAUUGCUUUAGCCUCCUGUAUCUCGCGUUAGUUGUCAAAGCGAAUAAGUUGAGAAACGACACAAUGUGCGGAGGAGCGGUCAUCGCCGGCUUCGUCCCCGAGGGAUCCUCCUCAUCGAGCCUCACCGGGGAGGAGUUGACAACGGAGAAGCCGCCGGCGCCUGGGCGGAAGACGGCGUACCGCGGGAUCCGGCGCCGGCCAUGGGGCCGCUGGGCAGCGGAGAUCCGCGACCCGAGGAAGGGGACGCGCGUCUGGCUGGGCACCUACGCCACCGCCGAGGAGGCCGCGCUAGCCUACGACGUGGCGGCGCGCGACAUCCGCGGGGCCAAGGCCAAGCUCAACUUCCCUCCGGCGGUCGACCACGCGGCCGUGGAGGAGGCAAAGAAGCGCAGGACGAAGGCCGCGGCCGUGGAGAGCUCGUGCUCUUCGUCUCCCCUUCCGGCAACGUCUACGGGCGGCGGCGGCGGCGGAGCUGAAAGGCUUCGGGAGUGCAUGUCCGGGCUGGAGGCGUUCCUGGAGCUGGAGAACCCCGCUGGAGUCGGCGAAGAUGUCGACCUCAUGUUCGAGUAGACUGUAGACGCUUCCAUUGGACCGGUAGUCUCUGGAAUUUCCGUAGUCUCUUGUAGCCUUGACUGUCGCGGAGUCUCAAGUCUGCAGUUCAGCCCCUGGUGCUGUCACUGCUAGCGUGAGGCUGGCUAAAUAAACAGAUUCAGGACCCUCUGAUCCAAAAUAAAUGGAUAAACAGAUUCAGGGAUGUCUACAAAUAGACUGUCUGUAGAUUGUAUUA
This is a messenger RNA of Brachypodium distachyon (stiff brome), 1053 nucleotides long. Its product is annotated as ethylene-responsive transcription factor RAP2-3. The transcript has 2 exons. Gene Ontology annotation, molecular function: DNA-binding transcription factor activity; DNA binding. NCBI's taxonomy places the organism in Eukaryota, Viridiplantae, Streptophyta, Magnoliopsida, Poales, Poaceae. The coding region runs from base 330 to 836 and encodes 168 amino acids. The record is from RefSeq and is a predicted model, not a curated record. Gene Ontology annotation, biological process: ethylene-activated signaling pathway; regulation of DNA-templated transcription.